Pungitius pungitius (ninespine stickleback) is the source of this 1266-nucleotide messenger RNA. It is a transcript of the gene rpp40, whose product is annotated as ribonuclease P/MRP 40 subunit. The record is from RefSeq and is a predicted model, not a curated record. The transcript has 8 exons. Gene Ontology annotation, molecular function: ribonuclease P activity; ribonuclease MRP activity. Gene Ontology annotation, biological process: endonucleolytic cleavage in ITS1 to separate SSU-rRNA from 5.8S rRNA and LSU-rRNA from tricistronic rRNA transcript (SSU-rRNA, 5.8S rRNA, LSU-rRNA); tRNA 3'-end processing; tRNA 5'-leader removal. The coding region runs from base 19 to 1080 and encodes 353 amino acids. Gene Ontology annotation, cellular component: ribonuclease MRP complex; multimeric ribonuclease P complex. NCBI's taxonomy places the organism in Eukaryota, Metazoa, Chordata, Actinopteri, Perciformes, Gasterosteidae.
AGGAAACUUCUUUGUAGGAUGUUCGGGGAUCUGGAGCGGAACCCCCGGACUCUGCUGGUCUGUGAUCGGUCCAGUUUCCUGGAUGACAAGAACAGGCUGAGCUCUCAGGUGGAGCAGCUGCACUUCAACUACAAGGUGUCCAUGCUGCUGCCUGAGUGUAGCUCCACCCCCUCCCACCUGGAAGCUGUACUUAACAGCAUUAACAGUUUCUACCUGAUCAGGGAUCUGCCCAUUCACGAGCUGCUGGACCAACACUUCCUGGAGACCGCCGUGCACCAGGGACGUGUCUCCGGUUUGUCCUACCGGACGAGGAUCGAUGAAGACAACUGUGUCGCUCUGCUGCCAAGCGGUCGCCUGUCUCUCUCUCUGGAUAAAGACUCCUUUGAGUUGUUGGGAGUUGAAGGGAAACCGUCCAGAUUUAACCACCGAACAAACAGCAGAUUUGUAGUGUCAGUAGAUUUGACUGACAGCAGCAUGGCUCCUGGUGGGCGGGGCUACCAGAGAGUCGUCACAGGUCUGAGGUCACGACUUAAACUGAAGACGGACUUCCUGCUGUCACAUGACCCAGCAGGCGGAGCCUCACUGCAGGCCCUCCUCUCUCGUUAUGAUUGGUCAGAGCACAGACCUGAGAUCCGAAGCCACACCCUCACAGACCUGACCUGUCCCCUGCUAACCUCUGACCUACAGUCAUGUGACCCACACUGUCUCUUGGAGUGGCUCGGUGCUGUGGAUGGCCACAUCAGCUGUGAGAACUUGUCCAGCAGCUUCCUGUCCUCACUUGUCUGUCCCGAGCCGAAGACGACGACGAGUCGAGCUCGGAGCGUCUCCGUUCAGGGACUGCUGCGUCCUCAAGACGUCCACCGACUCAUCCAGCAGAUCAGGUGGCACCUGGAGCAGCCUGAGGCGGCGUCAUGGGCCUCCGUCACGGUUCAUGGAUUUGUUGACAGUCCGGUUUCGUGGCGUGGAGAAGAACACGGUGUCCUCAGAGGUGGCGAGAACUUCUACAGCCUGCUGAUGUUCCAAGACCAGACCUACCACCUCCACCUGGGGACAGGAGCCCAUGACACCUGUCCUCCCUGAUGAGGUCACCAGCAGGUUUUGUUGUAGAAACCAGUUUGAAUUUGUAUUUUGAUUUGAAUCCUUUUAGUUGAAAAAGUAUAAAGUUGUGUCUCAACCUAUAAACCCACAAGGACUGAUUAUUUGAAGGUGUUUUUCUCUCAUUUGUCCUAAAAAUAAAGGUAUUCCUCAGCAUAGUUCUAAUUGGUU